CCAUAAGUAGCCCGUCCCCGUGACGGCUCUGGCGCUGCCGGCACGGCCCCGCGGUGCCAUGGCGGAGAUGCUGCCGGCAUGGGUGGCCACAGGCACCGCCGAGGGGACCGAGCCCGAUGGGGAUGCAGUCCGGAUGCUCAACACCCUGCAGACCAACGCCAGCUACUUGGAGCAGGUGAAGCGGGAGCGUGGUGACCCCCAGGUCCAGUUGGAAGCCAUGCGGGGAUUUUUGGAGAGGAGCGGGCUGAAGGUCGAGGACCUGGAUCGACUGAACAUCAUCCACGUCACAGGGACGAAGGGCAAGGGCUCAGCAUGCGCCUUCACUGAGCACAUCCUGCGCAACUACGGGCUGAAGACAGGCUUUUACAGCUCCCCUCACCUGGUGCAGGUGCGCGAGCGGAUCCGCAUCAAUGGGCAGCCCAUCAGCAAGGACCUCUUCAACAAGUACUUCUGGCUGGUCUACAACCGCCUGGAGGAGACCAAGGACCCGGUGCACGCCAGCAUGCCGGCGUAUUUCCGCUUCCUCACCAUCAUGGCCUUCCAUGUCUUCCUGCAGGAGAAGGUGGAUCUGGCAGUGGUGGAGGUUGGCAUUGGUGGCGCCUAUGACUGCACUAACAUCAUCAGGGCACCAGUGGUGUGUGGGGUCUCCGCCCUGGGCAUCGACCACACCAGCAUCCUGGGAGACACCAUGGAGAAGAUUGCCUGGCAGAAGGGCGGCAUUUUUAAGCCUGGCGUGCCGGCGUUCACCGUGGCACAGCCGGAGCGGCCACUGGAGGUGCUGAGGGAGCGAGCCCAGGAGAGGAAGUGUCCCCUCUACCUGUGCCCGGAGCUGGAUGAAUUUGAGGAGGGCUGCCAGGCGCUGGAGCUGGGGCUGGCAGGUUCCCACCAACGCUCCAACGCCGCCCUGGCCCUGCAGCUGGCGCGGACGUGGCUGCAGCGCCGCGGCUACCAGGGUCUUGGGGAGCUGAAGGAAGUGCCGCCGAGCACUGAGCUGGUGGGGAGGCCGGUGCCGCUGGCGCCUGCCUUCCGCCCCACCGACGCCAUGAUCCAAGGCCUGCGGGACACAGAGUGGCUGGGCCGGACCCAGGUGCUGUCCCACGGCCCUGUGACGUGGUACCUGGACGGAGCUCACACCACCAGCAGCAUCCAGGCCUGUGUCCGCUGGUUCCGCCAGGCUGCCCUCAACCAGGAAAAACUCCACGACGGCUCCGAGGUGCGUGUGCUGCUCUUCAACGCCACGGGGGACCGGGACACGGCGGCGCUGCUCAAGCUGCUGCUGCCCUGUCACUUUGACUACGCUGUCUUCUGCCCCAACUUCACGGAGGUGUCAGCGGCCAACAACGCGGACCAGCAAAACUUCAACGUGACGCUGGAGAACGCCCUGACUCGCUGCCUGGAGAACCAGCAGACGUGGACCCGACUGCUGGAGGAGAAAGGGGGGCAGGACCCCUGGCUCCCAGCUCCCCUGCGGGUGGGGGGGCUGCUGCAACCAACCCCUGCCCGGGGCUCCCUGCUCCUCGUGCCCCCAGCCCCACGACCCCUCAACUCCUCAGCCCUCGUGUUCCCGUGCCUGGCCCAGGCACUGCAGUGGGUGGCACAGGGCCGGGACCCCCAUCUGGCAGCCCCUGCUGCCUCGGGGGCUCACGCCCACCCUGCUGCCAGCAGCGGGGCCGUGCUGCUGCGGGAGGCGGCCGCCGUCCGCGUCCUGGUCACUGGCAGCCUGCACUUGGUAGGGGGGGCCCUGCGACUGCUCGACCCUGCGCUCUCCCAGUAACUGGGGGACGGGGCUUUGCACUUGGUUUUACUUGAAGCAGCAGUUCUGCCCCCAGUGAUGCUUGGAGGCAUCCGGGGGGGGCACGUGGGACCCCCUCGCCCCAUCCCGGCUUCGCUGUUUUCACCCCAGUGCCUUUCGCCUGUGCCCUCCUGGGGACACUGCCCGUGUGGGGGCUGCUCCUGGCCCACAUUCCACUCUUGGUGAGACUGACUGGGGGUCCCCUGGGUCUGGGGGGGCUGCCCCAGGCUGUGCUGGGGUCCCAGUGCCCAGGGGACGGUUAGGGAGGGUGGUAGGUGGGAGCCUCAAGCUGUGGCGAGGCUCAGUAUCAGGGCAAGACUAAUUUAACAUAGGGGAGAUUUUUAUUAUUAUUAAUAACAGUUUGUAACUUGUAUGGGGAGCUGGGGGGUUGUGGUGGGUUCUGCCCAUCGCCCUGUGGGAGGGCAGCAGCCUCGCACCCCCCCACUCUGAAUAAACCUCUUGCUGCUCCCA
Molecule: messenger RNA, 2263 nt
Organism: Myiozetetes cayanensis
Lineage: Eukaryota; Metazoa; Chordata; Aves; Passeriformes; Tyrannidae
Gene: FPGS
Product: folylpolyglutamate synthase
Exons: 15
Coding region: 59-1774 (571 amino acids)
Biological process (GO): tetrahydrofolylpolyglutamate biosynthetic process
Cellular component (GO): cytoplasm; mitochondrion; cytosol
Molecular function (GO): ATP binding; tetrahydrofolylpolyglutamate synthase activity
Source: RefSeq, a predicted model, not a curated record